UGUGAAUACGAUCAAUUACGAUGGCAAUACGACAGCGAAAAAAAAGUUUAGAAGAUAGUUUCGCGCCAAAAUGUGACAUAUUAUGUGUGCGAAUGUCAGCUGAUGUUUUGAUCAUUUUUAUUUUGUUGCGAAAACUGAAAUUAUUAUAGUAAAUAGCUCGUUAAAUACAGUUUUUGUUAGUUUUCAUUAUUUUGUAUCAUUCAUGGCCCGAACAAAGGCUUCAGUGGGUGCUAAAGUUGCAUCUGGGAAAAGCAGCAAGGCUCGAUGCAGCGUAGCGCCAUUGGCUAGCAGCAGUGGUGGUUCUGGAAGCGGUGAUAAAGCUUCCCGAAGCGGCUCUGGCGGCGGUAACUCAGUCUGCCACCGAGAGACUCCAAAGUGGCAGAAACCAAUCACAAACUUCUUUAUUUGCAAAGAUAACAGUCGCACUAAAAACGAUUCCGAUACUGAAGAAUGUGACGAGGCUGCUGCCGGCAGUUCGAAGCCAAAACCUAAACGGAACGUAAUCGAAUCAGAGGACGAAGAUGAAACUGAAAGACCAACUAACAAUGUUCUGGAUGAAACUAUCGAAUUGGAGCCAUUAACGGGCGAAAACAGCCACAAAAUUGACGAGUAUUACAACAAAAAUUCAAAAGGGAAAGGCGUAGGGAAGAAAACUAAAGGCAAAGAGAAUAUCGAUGCCAACACUGAAAAGAGAAACUCGGUGAAAAGGGAACUCGAAGAAUUGACGCUGGAAGAGGAAAGCUUACCGGCCACAAAGAAGAUGAAAGUGAAUUGAUCUGACAAACGUACCUCUUAGUCGUAAGUAUUGUUUAAACCACUGUUAAUACCAACAAUUUUGUUGUAUGUUACUUGGGUUACACAUCAUUUAUGUCCGUUUUCACCAUCUCUAAUUUUUAAGUGACCCCUAUGUAAAUUACCACCAUAAUACAGGGUGGAAACGAUAAGUGAUCAAACAUGAUUAUUUCUAAACUAUACAAGAUAUCCAAAAACUGGUUACUGAUCCUGAAAGUCCUUCACGAGCUCU
Messenger RNA from Ostrinia furnacalis (Asian corn borer), 1024 nucleotides. RefSeq names its product PCNA-associated factor. Lineage: Eukaryota; Metazoa; Arthropoda; Insecta; Lepidoptera; Crambidae. The coding region runs from base 203 to 775 and encodes 190 amino acids. Gene Ontology annotation, molecular function: chromatin binding. Gene Ontology annotation, cellular component: nucleus. The record is from RefSeq and is a predicted model, not a curated record. The transcript has 4 exons. Gene Ontology annotation, biological process: regulation of cell cycle; translesion synthesis.